GUGUCUCUGCACUUUGAUCGUCUCCCGCGCAUCGCCUCACAUCGCGAAGCAGGUCAGAGCUGACGGUCGUGGAAGAAAAAGUGAAGGGUGCGGCGCUAACAGUGUCCAGUCUGCUUUCUUCUCUACUCUAUCUCCGGCCAUGCUUUCCCUUGCUUCGCUAUCGGUGCUUCUAUGCACGCUCCCACUCCUUUACGCACACCCUCACGUCCUAAAACGCGACCUCGCAUCGAGCGGCCUGACAGGCGCAUCGUGGAUCUGGCUCCCCUCCUCGACCCCAUCGUCCUUCACGAGCAACGCCCCCGUCGGCUCCGCGUACUUCGUCAAACCGCUCACCACGCCACCCGGCAAGACGGCCGCGUCCGCGCUCAUCACGCUCACGGCCGACAACAACUUCACGCUGUGGGUGAACGGGCAGCCCGUCGGCGCGUCGGACGGGAGCAAGCCCGAUAGCGCGUGGCAGACGGCGCUGCAGUUCAGCGCCGCGCUCAACGCGUCCGCCAACGUCGUCGCGGUGAUGGCGUACAACGCGCCAGACCCGGCGAACCCGCAGGCGAACCCCGCAGGAGUUGUCGGCGCGGUACAGGUGCGGUACACCGACGGCACGGCGGAUGUGAUUGGGACGGACAGCACAUGGCUGGCGAUGCAGCCUGGGGCGCAGGCGUCGUACCCCCCGGGAUUCCCGCCGUCUGGGGCGUCGUCGGCGACGCCGCUGGCGGGGUGGGCGCAGGCGGACCAGGCGGGGACGUACGCCAGCAACGUGAGUCCGUGGGGAAACCAAGUCUCGCUGGCGUCGCCUGCGACGUUCAGCGCGCAGAAUCUGUCCGCGAGCGGCGUCUCGUGGAUCUACAACAACGCGACGGCGGUGACAAAUGCGCCGGUGGGCUUCGUAGGGUUCCGCAAGACGUUCAGCACGCCGGCGGGCAAGACGGCGGCGAGUGCGACGGUGGUGGCGACGGCGGACAACUCGUUCCGAUUGUUUGUGAACGGGCAGUACGCCGGGGCCCCGCCGUUCGAUGAUAACGCUGCGGGCAGCGUGAACCAGUGGGUCUAUGCGCAGCGAUUCACUGCGAUCCCGCUCGCUGCUUCGUCGAACAAAUUCGAUAUCAUCGCGCAGAAUUUUGAGUCACAGCAGACGCCCGGUGCCGGGUCGUCCGCGGGGCUCAUCGCUGCGAUUUUGAUCACAUUCACCGACGGAUCGAGUCAGGUGCUCGGCACUGACAGCACGUGGCUCGCAUCCGACGCUCUGGCAGGCGAUCCCUCGUCGUUCACGACCAGCAGCUCGACGCAGCUCAAGCCCGCGUCGGUGCUCGGAGCGUACGGCAUAUCGCCGUGGGGCCAGUUGUCGGGGACGUCCGAUGUGCUCAACGUCGCGCUGUUGCCGGCAAAUGCUGCCGCGGCCCCGGGGGCGUCGAGUGCC
Molecule: messenger RNA, 1417 nt
Organism: Mycena citricolor
Lineage: Eukaryota; Fungi; Basidiomycota; Agaricomycetes; Agaricales; Mycenaceae
Source: the annotation of a GenBank genome assembly